AUGGGUCGCAAAGAUGGCAGCAAAGUUUCAGCUGAGGCGAUGGCUACAACAGACGGAGAUGUGCACGCCAUCGACGGUGACAAGUCGCUGCGAGGCAGCGAGAGCGUCCAAAGCUUGCGGACUCUGCGUGCAAGAGUCGUCAGUCGUCGCAGGAAGCAGAAAUCAGUGUUCUCAGGUUCUAAAAGUUUGCUUGCGGUGGAGAAUGGAGUGCGGCAUGUUCGGAGUGGCGAGGACGAGGUCACUGACCCGUUGCGCUCAGGGCGGGUACAAGUUUGUCGAUGA
Messenger RNA from Penicillium diatomitis, 282 nucleotides. RefSeq lists its product as uncharacterized. The record is from RefSeq and is a predicted model, not a curated record. The coding region runs from base 1 to 282 and encodes 93 amino acids. The transcript has 2 exons. NCBI's taxonomy places the organism in Eukaryota, Fungi, Ascomycota, Eurotiomycetes, Eurotiales, Aspergillaceae.